This is a messenger RNA of Amblyraja radiata (thorny skate), 5627 nucleotides long. RefSeq names its product myocardial zonula adherens protein (gene myzap). Gene Ontology annotation, biological process: intracellular signal transduction. Gene Ontology annotation, cellular component: I band; intracellular anatomical structure. The record is from RefSeq and is a predicted model, not a curated record. Bases 553 to 1956 code for a protein of 467 amino acids. Lineage: Eukaryota; Metazoa; Chordata; Chondrichthyes; Rajiformes; Rajidae. The transcript has 13 exons.
GGUGAAAACAGUGCAUGGACUCUGACACACAGCUGGCAGAAUGGUUGGGGUGAUUUGGACAAACACCAGCAAAUGGUUCCUCUCCGGGCCAUUGGCGGCACAUACCUGGCCCGCACCGGCCCGGCCCUGGUAGAGGUGGAGCAGGCCGGGAUACACCCAGGUGAGGUAUUUUAAUGAGGGAGGGCUGGUCCGGGUAAAAUGCAGUUUGACAAGUUGGGCGAGAACUUGUUCCCAGAUGUGUCAUUUCGGAGUUGUUGCUAGGAGACACACCGAUCCACUGUCUUUGCAGACUGGGGCAUAAACAAGUGACUUUAUGAGCGGACGUUUGCAGGUGUUGUGAUGGGACAUUGCGGAUUGCAAGCUGCCACAGAGUUCUCCUUUAACUUGCCAGAUUAAGUUUUUAGAUCUCUGAUCGAAAGUCCAACUCAAACCCUCGAGGAAAGUGGUGGAAGUUGCAGGGACUGGAAAGAGAUUUUGCGAAGGGAAACAUAUGUUAAGGAGAGUUUCAGCUGCCCUGUGGAAAUAAUACAAAAUCAAGCCUUUGGAUAAAAUAUGCUGAGGGAGACAAUGCCACAGUUCAAGUCAGCGACAACCUGCACCAUCGUAGAGACUCCUGAAACACCCAGGAGGGCAAAUGUUCGAAGAGUACGGCUCACACUACACGCUGAAGGGAACUCUGCCUUGGCGAAAGAUGGAAACAAAAGUAAAGGAGAAACAGAAACGCCUCUUCACAAUGGCUUUGGUUCAUCCUCCACUCCCAAAGGCACGGUGUACGGCGUGGUGCAACGAGCUGACACUGAUAAAGCGGAGGUGGUUGUGUACGAAUGGUCGGUUAAUCAGCUGAAAGAGGAAAUGAAAUACAUCAAGGAGGUGCGGCAGUCACUGGAACAAGUCCGAAAGCAAAUGUUUGGCGAGUUCAACGGGAUGAAGGAGAAAAUGCAGCAGCUGACAGAUGAAAUGAAGGCGUCGGAGACGCGGCAAACAAACAUGAAGAAGGAUGUGGACAGCAACUCCUCGGCCCUGGACAAGUACAAGCAGAUGAACAACUCCCUGACCGCCAUGACGUUAGACUUGCAGCGGACCCUCUUGGAUUCAGCAGUAGAUACCAGCAAGAGGCAGGAGAAAAUGAGAGAGGUCCAGAAGUCGUAUAAACAGUCACAGGAGCAAAUAAAGGAGAAGGAUCAUCAGAUACAGAGCGCACAGAUGGAGAACCAGAUCCUGAAACUUAAGGUAGAAUCUUCCCAGGAAGCCAACGCCAGUGCAAUGCGGGACAUGACCAGGAAGCUUUACAGCCAAUAUGAAGAUAAAUUGCAAGAAGCUGAGCGGAAGCACCAAACAGAAAAGGAGGCUCUGCAGGCACGAAUAAACCAGGCGCUCCAAGAACUGAAGGAAGCCAACCAGAAGAUCCUGGCAGUAGAGCAAAAAAUAGCAGAAAGGGACCAGAGGAUUCAGGAGCUGGACCAUUUCAUCGCUCGAAUGACGGAGGAACGUCACCUCUUGCAGCAGAGGUUACAGGAACACGAGGAGCACCAGUGGCAGCUCAGACAGAGAGAUGAACCAGACGCACGGAGCGAUGAGAGGUCCCAGAGAGCGGAGGAGAAAGCUGCCAGUCUGCGGGAAAGAAUCCAACACCUGGACAACAUGGUACACUGUCAACAGAAGAAAGUCAAAAACAUGAUUGAAGAGAUUGAAAUCCUUAAGAGUAAAAUUCAACACAAAGAUGCAAUUAUUGAGAGCAUGGUGGAUAGGAUUUCUUUCUUGGAAGCUGAGAAUAAAGAACUACAAGACAAAUUGGACUACAUGUUGUCACUGGAUCAACGGAGAACGGUGGAGACCAGGGAACAAGCUGUGACUUGUGAUAUUCCCAUCAGGACUCAGCCAGUGAAAAACAACCUCAAAGCAUCCACGCCAUACAUGAGGCUGAUGGAGUUGAGUCUACAGAGACAGAUACCCUGAAUGACUUGCUCUUUUAACAAUACCUGCGGUCAGCUGAAUAUGUGGGACUAUAAAACGGAAGCAUUGCUUCGGCUAGUUUGCCAAGAGCUAGUGCUGCUCAGAAGUUACAGUAUUUGGCAUGAAGGUGAUUCUUUAUUCCAAAAGUGCAAUAACAUUUAAAAUGAAGGAUAAUAUUUCUCUCCAUCAAUCCACACACACCAGGCAUUUUGUAUUGUGUGUGAGAUCAGCAAAAAACAAUAUGCAAUAUUUAUUAUCAAUAUUUUUUAUUACAACUUUUGUGCAUUUAUUUUGGUUCAGGAAUUAAAGCUAACUAUUUUUAUCUAAGGUGAUAUGUAAAUGCAGGAAAACAAUUCUUAAAGGGGUUUUACAGAAUUAUUCUUGACAGUUAAAUGCUGUUUUUGUAUUGACAAAGUAUGUUGGUUAUUGUUUUAUAUGCUACUGCCAAAUGAUUAAUGUUACAAUUGAAUGUGAUGCCACUGCAGUUCUGAUCCAUAUAUAUCUGUAUAACUCACUAUUAAUUAUGAAGUUAACUUAUGUUUUACAUAGUACCAUGGAGUGCACAUGCCUUACAGUGCCAGAGACCCAAUUUGAUCCUGACCUUGGGUGAAGUUUGUCUGGAGUUUAAACGUUCUCCCUAUAACCAUGUGGGGUUUCUCUGGUGCUCCAGUUUCCUCCCAUAUCCCAAAGAGGUGCGGGUUUAUUGGUUAAUUGGCCUCUGUAAAUUGCCCCUAGUGUGUAGAGAAUGGAUGCAAAAGUGGAAUAAUAUAGAACUUGUGUGAAUGGGAGAUUGAUAGAUCACAGUGGGCCGAAGGGCCUGUUUCCAUGCUGUAUAUUUCAAUCAAUCAAAAAAAGCUUAAUGAAAUCUUACAGAAGGGAAUUUGACAGAGAUCGGCUAUGUUACCUCCAAGUGAGACUUGAUGGGCAAUAUUCCACAAGGAGUAAGAAAGUAGGCGGUUUCCCUUUUAAUAAGGAAUGAGUGGAAUUUUUUUCUCGCCGAGAGUUGUGAGUCUUUGGAACUCUCUUCCCCAAAUGCCAGUAGAAGCAGAGUCAUUGAAUACUUUUGAUAAGCAAAAGGUAGUUUUCUGGCGGAAGGCAGGAAUAUUAGGUUGAGAAUAUAGUCAGAUAAAUCAUUAUCAUAUUAAAUGGCAGAACAGGUUCAAUGGGCCGAGUGGCCUACUCCUGAGUUGUUUAAAAUGAAGCUCAAACACGUGACCUCCUACCAUUGAAAGAUCCAAGCUCUGAGAGAUAAAAGGUUUGAUUGGUUUUAAAAAUAAUAGUGAAAAGAGAAAAUAGAUGGGUGCAUUGUUGUGAGACGAGACUAACUUCAAAUUCAUCACUGUGACAUCAGUUAGGCUAAAUGUGAAACAAAUUGGUCAUAUUGCUUCUUUAGUGGUUUAACAUCAGGAUGAUACGGAGUAUAAAGGUGCAUCUAAACAAAGAAAUGGAAAUUAAAUCUAACUAAGAUUCAACGAUACAGUUAACAGAUCCUGUCAGUUUAAUCAAAAUAAUUUUUUUAAUAAAAUUACUAAUGUAGGCUUCUGCUGUUUACAGCCAUUUUAUCAAUGAAAUAUUUAUUUACGCAAUUCCAAUGAAACAACAUGAAAAGAGUUCAUGUGUUCAACGUUUUAGAUUCGAGUGUAUAAUAAUGUUGCUGAAGGUAGACAAAAAUGCUGGAGAAACUCAGCGGGUGAGGCAGCAUCUAUGGAGCGAAGGAAAUUGGCAAUGCUUCGGGUCGAGACCCUUCUUCAGACAUGUUGCUAAUGUAACUUUACACAGAAAGUCAGAAAUCUUCGGGCGCUGCUAUUGAGAUGAAAGCAGCGAAGAUGCCAUAAAAUGGAAGUGAGUGAACAGCUGAAAUCUGGUUUAAAUUAAAAUCCAAUGUGGCUUGGGGCAGAAUGAAUGAAAACAGAAGCAGUUUAAGGAACCUCUCCUGAGGUAAACGGUGGAGUCCAGUCUGGCCAUUUAUUGGAUCACGUGGGGUUUAACUGUGUUCCAUGCUGACCUACCAUUUAGCAUUAUCCUUAAAAAGCUGCAGCUUAUUUGAGUUUAAAAGCACAUUACCUUUAUUUGUUUGAUCAAAGGAAAGGAUUUGCAUUUGUUUAGUUCUUUCACAAACUUAGAAACUCCAAAUGCAUUCUACAAUCAAUGCAGUGAUUCCUGUAAUGCAAAAUUCUUUGCAACCAAGACAAAGAUCCCACAAAAUUUAAAACCAGCUAACCUGUUCAUUUUAGUGAUAUAGGUUGACAGGCUAUCUGAAAUUGUUGAAUUAAUGUUGAGUCUUGGCUUAUCAAGUCUCAGAGUGCGGCUGUCCCUUUAGUUCUAUUGUGCACUGAACUGUAGACUUGGUUUAUGUAUUCAUGUUCUGGGGCUUGAACUAUUAACUGACUUGGGGAGGAGAGUGCUACCAAUAAGCCAAGACUAGCAAUUCACUGAUGAAAAGCCAAUGGAUAGGAAUUCAGGGGAACUGUUGUCCUGUUCCUAGUGCUGAAAGUGGUCAGCUUCGAGAACUGCCUGAGAAAGUGCUCAAAGCAGACACACUCACAACAUUUAAGAAGCACCUGGAUGAACAUUGGAAUCACCCAGGCACAAUCGGCUACAGACCAAUUGCUGGGUACUUGUUGGUUGGCAUGGACAUGGUGGGUCGAAGAUCAUGUUUCAGUGCUGGAUGACUUUAUAAUCCAGUCAAAUGGACUCCAUCGGUGCAUCAAUGUGACCACAGACGAGCAUUGCAAAAAAUCUUUGAGCAUAAUUAUUGAAAAAGUAGACUCUGUUACAUAUAACAUUCAAAUGGAACAACAACAGACAGAAUUUCUCAAAGAAGAUAUUUCCCAUUUCUGAUUUAGCCAGAGGGGUUUCUUCAUGUAAACCAUAGCUGAUCCCUUUUAUAUGAGCGUGGCAUCACACUUGGAAGAAAUUGGACCCUGUGCGUGUUAUUCCAGCUUGCUUACUGACGUCACACUGCAUGCUUCAUUGCUCAUAUUGUAAAUUUUACAGCUGUAGAGCUGGUAAUGAAAAUAAGGAAUUUUUUCCACCCUUGACAUUGUUACAGUUAGUAAGAACAGGUGGGCUAACUGUUAACGAAUGCUGGAAAUCUCAACACAUCUAGAUGUGUGUAGGCAUCCAUUUCAUAGAUGCAGAAACUUCCCACCAAAUUCCUGAUGCAUUUGCACUAAUUAGACGAGAGAGCAGGUGCACAUUGAAAAUUCCCACCAAACUGCUAUUAAAUCUGUACUAAUCACCAGUUAGAGUGAGGAUAGAUUCAUUCAAAGCAGCAGGAGUUGGCCACAAUUUUCUUGUGAAUUUACGAACUUGCUUUUGGGUUUAUUUUUUCUCCUACAAGGUAACCAUCCAAAUCAUAUGUGUACAUAUUAACAGUCGGCAAUCAUUCUUGCUUGUUUUGUGAAUUCAAUUUGAAUCACUUAUAAAUUCAAAUAUACUGGGUUCAAUAGAAAGAGUCCAAUGAAAAGAUUUAUAACCAUUCUUUAAAUAUCUUGAAUUUGUAAAUAUCUGUAUCCAACAGCUUGCAAAUGUCUAUAAAAACCAAAGAUACAACAUGAUUAAUAAAAAGCAAUUGGAAUUUUAUAAUUUCAUUAAGUGUUUUACUUUUCAUGGUUUCUAAUAUCAAAAUGUUGUUUUGACGUUUUAAAUAUAAAUGAAGAUUUAAUCUAACA